UUUUAUGGUGAAGGUAGAAAAGGUCAAAUAAAUAUUUAAUGAGACAGACGACCGAACCAGAAGAAUAAGCUGAACGAAUGAGAUAAAGUUACACUAUACAGUAUACAGAAAGAAGCUGAAGGAUACCUUUAAUGAGAAUAUGGAAACCAAUGGACUAGAUUCGUCAUGCGAGAACAUUGGCAUUAAUUCAGUGAAUCAGGACAACAGUGAAACAGACGAUGAUGAUAGAUUUGAUAUGUAUAUUACAUCAUGUAAUGCUGAGACACCAGAAAGUUUAGAUAACUCUGACACUGGUUGUGUGUUUAAUUCUCGUAUACAACAAACUAGGUCUGCAGAUUUUUUAUCUACAAAAAUGUUAAACAGUCCAGAAGUGAAUCAUUUUAAAAACAGUUAUAAAACUAAAAAUCAGUUUUCUAGUUUAUCAAAACUUUUAUACAAUAAAAUAAAAAAGCAAUCAAAAGCUGUAUCAGGAAUUUGUAAUCUGACCACAUCUGAAUUACCUCCCUUACCAAUUUCAUUAGUUAUGACUCAUCCUGCAUUUGAAUUCAUGGAAAUAAGACUGCCUUUACUACACACUUUCACCAACUCAACAAGGAGUACUACUCAUACUGUUAUAGAUGAACAUGGCCUUUUAGAAGGUCAGCAAUUAAGAUAUAAAGAACCAUUGUCCGAAAUAGAUGUUAUAAUUAGUCCAGCAAAUGAAAUUUUACUAGAGGAGUUGAAACAUAGCCUUCCUAGUGAGGACUUUCAGCUUAAAAUAAGACAACAUUGUAAUCAGAAUGAUCUUAUCAUUAAGGAAAAAGUUGAAAAUUUACAUGAAAUGGCGGAGAAAGAGUGCUUGCUACUAUUUGCCCCUGACAGUAUUAAACAGGAUAUAAUAUUUCAGAAUCAAGAUGCUGUUGACAAUUUAAUGAAGGAAGGAAAUGACUUUAGUGGAUUAAAUUGUUAUACCCUACCUCCUGGGAAGCUUUUGAUUGGUCGAUCUUCAAGUGGAGAAUGGUUGGUUAGUUGUCCACAGCAAAAUAAAACUAUUAAAUUCAAACGCACCAAAAUACCAAAAUGGCGAAGAAAAGAAAAUUUACCUCAAGAAAAACCCUAUUCAGAUAGUGUUAAAAAUAUAAAUAAAGAGAAAACUAAAGCUGCAUCGAGCACUAAGUCAAAAUCUCCUCAGAAAGACACAGUAUCAAGUAGUUACUUUUCUAUUGAAAAUUCUAGUAGUACGGUGAAAGAGAAUCCUCCUUGUUUUAAAGAAACAAUAGUGAAAGAAAGUACAGAUAUGACACAGAAUUACCCACCAACAAUAGGACACAAAAACCAAACUGACACAAUUGAUACCACUAUUCAACCAAUACCAGUAAUGAUAAUGUGUAACGAAGAAGAGUCACUGAAAGUUAUACAGGUACCAGUUAAAACAGAGAACCAGCUGGUGGAGGAAAAUAACAGUUACCACUCAAAUACAUGUCAAAUUUUUGAAAGUGAAGGUACAAUUAAAGUGAAAGAAGAACCAGUUGAUACAGUUUAUGAUACAGGUCAGACAAGUGCAUCUGGUAAAGAUAUACAAAAUGUGAAUUCUGCGCUGAUUGUAAGAUUUCCCAAUUUGAAACAGUUUGGCGGCCUUGAAAUCAAACAUACAUCAAGCAGCAAAGAAUCUAAAGUUGGCCAGAAAAGAAAGUCAACAGAAGAUGACCUUCGGUCAAACAAGAAAUGUAUUUCAUUGAACCCUGUUAGUGUUCCUUUACAAACAGAUCUGGUUACAGACAACAGUUCCUACUCAAUAGAAAAAGUUUCUACAAGUAUGUUAGAGGACAACUACUCUGAUUCUGAAGAAGAGGAUUCAGAGACGAGUAGAAGUGGACAGGAAUCCUCUGGUAUUAGAUUUCCUGUAAUGAAUGAUGGGGAAAUAGAUGCUUUGAUUGAUAUUGAAACAACAAGAGGAACAAAGAGACAAACAAGAUGGGGAGUUAGUACAUUUAAGGAAUGGUUGAAACAAAGGGAGUUUGAUCCAAACUUUGAAAAUUUAUCCAUAAAAGUUCUUGAUGAGAGACUUGAAAAAUUUUAUGCUGAAUUAAGAACAGCUGAUGGAAAAUUAUAUGCAACAAACUCAUUCAGAGGCAUUAGAGCUUCCAUUAAUCGACAUCUGACUACUGACCCUUAUAAUAAGUCGUUAUCCCUAUUCACUGAUCCAGCCUUUCAUAAAUCAAACAAGGUUUUCAAGGCUAUGAUGCGGAAAAUAAAAAUGGAAGUUGUGAAGAAAGAACAACCACCACCAAUUUCAGGAGAAGACAUGAAAAAGUUAACAAGAUCACCAGUUUUAACUAUUAAUACUCCAAAAGGAUUGCAAAACAAAGUGUGGCUUGAUUUGACUCUUAAUUUUACGUACAAAAAUUGUCUAAAACAACGUGAUUACAGAACUCAUAUGUUUGUUUUUAAGACUGAUGAUGAGGGUAUGGAAUAUGUAGAAAUAAAGGAUCCUAAUAGACAACCUGGUGAAGUCAGUCCAAAAAUGGUUGCAACAAGAAACAUAUAUUGUCCAGUUGCCUCAUUGAUGAAAUAUUUAACAAAGCGUAACAAAGCUUCAGAAGACUUCUUCCAACAACCUAGGUGUCAAAAAUCUAUGACUGAUGACAAUUGGUACACAUCACGUCCCUAAGGGGAAAGACAACUUGCAAAAAUGAUGGAGAAUAUCUCAAAAGAAGCAGGACUGAGUCGUGUUUAUUCAAAUGUAGGGCUAAAGGAAACUAUACUAAAUUCUUUACUUUAUAUGCCUAUGAAUUCUGAAAAAGUACAGAAGUUCUUAGUACAGUCUACACCUUUAUUUAUAUUUAAUUCAAGUGACACAAAUUUUAAAUAGUCUGUAUGAAUAAUUUGUGAUUAUUUAUAGUAAUAUCAUUCCUUAAAAAAAGUAUUUUUGUGAAUGCAAGAGUUUUCAUGCUAAACAUAAGUAUCAGAAAAAAGGAAGUAUGGACUUUAUCAGAAAAGGGCUCAUACUUAACAACUCAUCACUGCAAAGCUGCUGACGAAAUACGACAGCCUCCGAUCAUUCUGUUUGAUAGUAGUGGAAAAAAGUGGGAUGAAAAAUGUUGAAGUUCAUUCAGCAUAUUAAAAUAUUAACAUUAAACUAUUCAAUCACAUCUUUUAUUUGGAGGUUCCCUUCACUAUAUAUAUAUAAAUAUAUACAUCUUCCUC
This is a messenger RNA of Mytilus californianus (California mussel), 3186 nucleotides long. RefSeq lists its product as uncharacterized. The record is from RefSeq and is a predicted model, not a curated record. Lineage: Eukaryota; Metazoa; Mollusca; Bivalvia; Mytilida; Mytilidae. The coding region runs from base 140 to 2650 and encodes 836 amino acids. The transcript is spliced from 6 exons.